AGCUGGUUUUGAAAGGGCAGGUUCCAGAGGGAGGGCUGGGACCGUUCAAACUGCUCCUGCCUCCUCUUGCUGAUGCCGCUCUUUGCUCCAGCGCUGGGACUGCACGGCGUGGUGGCUUUGAUGGUAGAGCUGGCAUCUCCCGGGCCACUUUUGAGGGAAGCUAGUUGGAUCCCACAAAGAGCAGAGCAGGUGGCAUGAGGGAUGCUGUGCCGGAAGCGGGCGCUCGUGGCCGUGUGCCUCGUGCUCUUCCUGUGGCACUACUUCCGAACCCCCAUGGCCAGCACUGGCCUUUUCUUCUGGUCUCCAUUUCUCUUUGGCGCCCGCCUGGAGCCCCACUGCGCUAUCAGCGUCAACAGCUCGGCCUGGUUUAAUGCCCGCUACAACGCAGCUGUGGGGCCGCUGCUGACAGCGCAAGCCCAGGACCUCCCCUCUGAUGUUGUCCAGUGGUGGCUGAAGCUGCAGGGCUCCCAGAGCAGAGGCCGGCUCCAGACUGCCAUUCAACACCUCUUCACUGUCCUCCCAUCCCCAACCAGCAGCACGUGGGCUCCAGCUCAGUGCCGGACUUGUGCUGUGGUGGGAAACUCAGGGUGGCUGAAAGGAUCACGCCAUGGGCCACAGAUUGACUCCCAUGACUGGGUGCUGAGGAUGAACAGAGCAAAGAUAACAGGCUUCGAGGUAGAUGUCGGCAUGAGAACAACCCAUCACUUCAUGUACCCUGAAAGCGCAGUGGACCUCUGGCCUGGUGUCCACCUCAUCCUUGUCCCUUUUAAGCCACUGGACCUGAAGUGGAUGGCCAGCGCCUUGUCCACAGGAGAACUCACACACACAUACACGAGAGUCAAACAGUUCAUCAAAGCUGACAGAAGCAAGGUGCGGGUCCUCAGCCCUGCUUUUCUCAAGUACAUCCAUGACAACUGGACGCAGCACCACGGGAAGUACCCCUCCACGGGCUUCACCGCAGUGCUCUUCGCCUUGCACGCCUGCCACCAGGUCUCUGUGUUCGGCUUUGGAGCAGAUCCUCGAGGGAACUGGCAUCACUACUGGGAAGAAAACCGCUACUCAGGAGCCUUCCGCAAGACAAAGGUCCACGACGCUGAUGUUGAGUUCAGCAUUAUCAAGAGACUUGCAGCUGAAGGCAAAAUAUUUUUCUAUGAAUGACCUGUUUUCAAGGAACUGAAGUCAGGGUGGUAGCACAAGGCCUGGCAGAUACCUCCUGACAGUUG
This is a messenger RNA of Nothoprocta perdicaria, 1223 nucleotides long. Its product is annotated as CMP-N-acetylneuraminate-beta-galactosamide-alpha-2,3-sialyltransferase 2-like. Bases 202 to 1158 code for a protein of 318 amino acids. The transcript is spliced from 7 exons. The record is from RefSeq and is a predicted model, not a curated record. NCBI's taxonomy places the organism in Eukaryota, Metazoa, Chordata, Aves, Tinamiformes, Tinamidae. Gene Ontology annotation, molecular function: beta-galactoside (CMP) alpha-2,3-sialyltransferase activity.